Messenger RNA from Triticum urartu, 2163 nucleotides. Lineage: Eukaryota; Viridiplantae; Streptophyta; Magnoliopsida; Poales; Poaceae. The record is from RefSeq and is a predicted model, not a curated record.
AUGAGCUCUUCCUCCGCCGCCGCGCCUCUUGUUGUACGCUCCGGAGUGUGGGAUGGCUCCGAGGUUGACGACGACGACAUCGAGAUCCUCUGCCAGACACGGCGGCUGCCCGGCAGGGACUUAGUGCGGGUCCGCCUCACGCCGGAGGGAGAAAUAUCGCUGGCGCCUGAGGAGGACUUCUUCCCCGGCCACUCGCAGGCCGCCAUUCAAGCUAUUGGGGUCGACCGCGAGGAGCGAAGGGCGGAUGGCGCGGAGAUCACCGCUGAUGCCCCUCGGACCCUUGACGAGCAUAUUCUAAGCAUUGGGGCUCGCCUACGGCCAGCCCACCAGAUGUUAGCAACUGUAUGGAGGCAAACCUACAAAGGUGGUGUCUGGCGACCUUGCAUACACAAUCUGACAAACAGUUUGCCUGAAUCAAAUGGCUACAUAUAUGUGGAGGCAAAUGGUGGUUUGAAUCAACAAAGGACAUCGAUAUGCAAUGCGGUUGCUAUUGCUGGUUUUCUAAAUGCUACUCUUAUUAUCCCGAAUUUCCAUUUCCACAGCAUUUGGAAGGAUCCAAGCAAAUUCAGGGAUAUUUAUGAUGAAGAACACUUUGUAAAACGUCUACAGAAUGAUGUUCGAGUAGUUAACAAAGUGCCUGAUUUUAUAAUGGAGCGUUUUGGUCACAAUCUAAGCAAUGUAUUCAAUUUCAAGAUAAAGGCUUGGUCUUCUAGUAAAUACUACAAAGAUGUUGUUCUUCCGAAGUUAGUUGAAGAAAGAUUGAUCCGAAUUUCUCCUUUUGCAAACCGACUCUCAUUCGAUGCCCCACCUGUUGUUCAACGGUUGAGAUGCUUGGUGAAUUUUGAAGCUUUAAAAUUUUCAAACCCAAUUGCUACUCUAUCGGAGACUUUAAUUUCUCGAAUGAGAGAAAAAAGUGCUGAAAGCAAUGGGAAAUAUAUCGCAGUGCAUCUUCGUUUUGAGGAGGAUAUGGUUGCCUUCUCAUGUUGUGUAUAUGAUGGUGGUGACGAGGAGAAGAAGGAAAUGGAUGUGGCCAGAGAAAUAGGUUGGCGAGGGAAGUUUACAAAGAGAGGGAAGGUAAUAAGGCCAGGAGUUAUAAGAAUGAACGGGAAAUGUCCACUUACACCUUUGGAGGUUGGAUUAAUGCUUCGUGGGAUGGGUUUCAGCAAUAAGACUGCAAUUUAUUUGGCCUCUGGAAAGAUAUACAAAUCAGAGAAAACCAUGGCUCCUCUUCUUGAAAUGUUUCCUCUUCUACAGACAAAAGAAACACUAGCAUCAGAUGAGGAACUUGCUCCAUUUAAGAAUUACUCCUCAAGGAUGGCUGCACUAGACUAUAGUGUUUGCACAUAUAGUGAAGUUUUUGUGACCACACAAGGUGGAAAUUUCCCUCAUUUUCUGAUGGGACACAGAAGAUACUUGUAUGGUGGACAUUCAAAGACAAUUAAGCCAGACAAAAGAAGGCUGGCCAUACUCUUUGAUAAUCCACGUAUCGGAUGGAAGUCAUUGAAACGUCACUUGCUCAACAUGAGAGCACACAGUGAUGCCAAAGGGGUCGAGAUGAAAAGACCAAAUGAAUCGAUAUACACAUUUCCAUGUCCUGACUGCAUGUGCCGCUUGAACAAAACAACGCAUUCGAAACCCAUACUACACACUAGAUAGUAUCAGCAUCUCAGCAAACUAACGUAUUUCUCUGGCACGCGGUAUGAUUUGUUCAUUCUCCGUGUACUGUGCGGUGGCGAUUCAACCUCACCUGCAAGCAUACCUGACAGGGUGUUGUACAUCGAUUUAUGUAUAGCUUGUGCCAAACAGGGAUGCCUCUGAUUCCCUAGUCUUAGACCAUCUUGCUGCUAACCAUACAGCGAUUAGAUCUAACACAUACCAGUAGAUCCAUCUGACACCUAUAGAGCUCCUCUUAUGAAGUUCCAGACAGAUUAGUGCAGUAGUGCCCCCCUUGUACAUGGCUCAUUAGAAUUUCGUUGUCGUACACAAAUUUUGAUGGAAGGCAAACACUGUAAAUUUGUUAUCUAACUCUUUCCCCUCUUGCUCUAGAAAUGGGCAUUGUUUCAGACUUGUUUAGCGGGGUCUUAUCCCCCUCUGUUGUAACUUUGUUCUGGCACUUAACCAGUAUCUCAAUAUGGAGCAAACGUUGGAAAUUGCAUUGUGCUA